This is a messenger RNA of Schizosaccharomyces japonicus yFS275, 1344 nucleotides long. RefSeq lists its product as hypothetical. Gene Ontology annotation, cellular component: SMN-Sm protein complex. The coding region runs from base 104 to 376 and encodes 90 amino acids. The transcript has a single exon. The record is from RefSeq and is a predicted model, not a curated record. NCBI's taxonomy places the organism in Eukaryota, Fungi, Ascomycota, Schizosaccharomycetes, Schizosaccharomycetales, Schizosaccharomycetaceae.
GAACAAACUCGCUUAAGUGAUCUUCAUAUGAAACCUAGUUACAACCUUAUUCGCAUCUGCUUUAAAAUACCACCGUAGGUAAUGGAUAACUGACCCUUUGCUCAUGACUGAGGACGAUAUUACGCAUGCUGCAAAGCAGCGCAAAAGGACUUUGUUUUUUCUACAACGUAUGGCUGUCGAUCAACCCCACAUUCGCGUCGACAUGCACGACAAGACCGAACACAAUGCCCAAUUCCUCGCAAUAGACAGUUCUGACAGUAAACUGGCCGUCCGAAAUCUCGAAACGGACUGGGGCGUCAUUGACAAGGCCGUUCUUCGCACAGGAGACAUAACCUGCAUACACUUCCGUAUUCAGAAGGAAGAGGGAGAACUGUGAGAAGGUAACUGGUUCAAUGAAAGAGCUUCCUGCCCCAGAAUCUGCAAGCACCUUGCUGACUAUUAACGGACACGUCUUACGGAUUCUCUAUGCAUCAUCCCCUCACGCUGACUCUUCUAUUCCCUUCUUUACCUUAAUAAGAAACCGUCAACUCGACGGGUCAUUCAUUAUCAUGCACACGACGAAAAAAAGCUAGCCGCCUAGCUACAUAGCCGUAUUUGGUAGUAGUCGUCACUAUAAACAACACGGGUGUUAUACAAGAAAAGGUGUUGGUUGGUUUUGUCAGACAUCGUUCUAAGAUAUGCUUUAAAGAAGACUCUCAAUGUCCUUAGCAAUGUGCUCUGGCUUGCUGAUACUAGAGUAGCGUUCCACAGGCACACCCUCACGGUUGAUAAGAAACUUUUCAAAGUUCCACUUGACGCGUUCGAGACCAAGCUGCUUCUUUUGACUCUUCAAGUAUUUGAACACAGGAUCUGUUUUGUCACCAUUGACAUCAAUCUUUCCCAAAAUAGGGAAUGUGACACCGUAAUUCACUUGGCAGAAGCUUUGAAUCUCGUCAUUGGUUCCAGGAUCCUGGUUACCAAACUGAUUGCAAGGGAAACCGAUAAUGAUGAAGCCACGGUCCUUGUACUUUUGGUAGAGCGCCUCCAAACCCUUGAAUUGAGGAGUGAAACCGCACUUACUGGCAGUGUUGACGAUCAAAACAACCUUUCCCUUCAAUUGAGAAAAGGGGAAGGGCUCUCCCUUCUUGUCGAGAGGUGCAAAAUCAUAAAUCUUGGUCAUUGUUGUUGAGUACUGCUUUGCUGUGGGUAAUGGCAGAAGACAAGUUUGUCGCACAGAGAAACUUCGUUUACCUUUAUAUACCACGUCAUUGCCCCACGUCAUCGUUUGGAAACGAGCACGAGUGGAGUGGAGUAGUGAGUACUUUACGUAGCAUAAUCUGCGAACGGCUGAUGCAUGGAGGAGAA